AUGACUGGUUCUUCGACGGUUCACACACUAGAGCUUGUGGUGAAACGCCUUCCUUGGUCAUACAAGGGGCACGGCGGUCAACUCGAGAGGAGUGAGGGGGAGGUCAUGCAAUUCUGCCUCAUGAUGGUAGACCGGGGAGGCAAUCCAGUCAAUAUACUCACAGCCCUCCAAUCUCGCCUCAGCACCCUCGUCGGAGCGGGCAAAGACUCUACGGCUGACUAUGACAACGACAUGAUAGCAGCGAAGAGUGCUGGAAUUGAUGCCUUUGCUUUGAACAUUGGACGUGACGACUGGGUGCCAAAACAACUCCAAUAUGCUUACGGCUCGGCUGCCAAGAAUGGCCUGAGCGUGUUCCUUUCAUUCGAUUUCAAUUGGUAUAGUAUUGAUCAAGCCACUGAAAUGGCCACCCUACUUAGCAACUGGGUUACGCAGCAAGCCCAACUGAAGAUAGGAGGCAGGGCCUUCGUUUCAACCUUCGCGGGUGACGGCUUGAAUGUUAACUCUAUCCGUCAGACUGUGAGGGCAAACAAGGGAGUAGAGUUGCUUGUUGUACCAAAUUUUAAUUACAAGGAUCUCGGUGGAGCAGAUGGUCUUUUCAAUUGGAUGGCGUGGCCUAAUAAUGGCGACAAUAAGGCGCCAAGUGAUGGAAACAACUACUCUGUUGCGGAUGGUGACAAUAAUUAUAUGAUGGCCCUCAAGCCUGACAAGCCCUAUCUAUUGCCGGUUUCAUCUUGGUUUAGUUGCCAUUAUGGAUUGGAAGUCCCGUAUAGUAAGAACUGGGUAUUCCCCUCGGACCUUCUCUGGCACAGUCGUUGGAACGAAGUCUUGAAUUCAGGCGCCCAGUGGCUAGAGAUACUCACCUGGAAUGACUAUGGUGAAUCGCAUUACAUUGGACCACUAUCUUCACCUCAUAGUGAUGAUGGGAAUUCCAAGUGGACGAAUGACAUGCCUCACAAUGGCUGGUUAUAUAUGGCAGUACCAUAUAUUGCAGCUUUUAAGAACGGCGAGCAGAAGCCCGAUGCACAUAUUGAGAAUGAUAAUCUAUACUACUGGUACCGACCGACGCCAAAAGGGGUGGAGUGCGAUGACACUGAUACGUGCAACAAGCCCUGGCCGUCGCCUACCCCGAAUCCAAAUUAUUUCAUGGGGAAGCCGAACGGAGCUGAGACAUUAUUAGAUCAGGUCUUUGUCGUGACUCAUCUCAAACAGCCGGGACAGCUCACAAUCAACUCCGGUACUAAUACAGAAACAUUUGCCGCUCCAGCAGGAGCAUCAGCCUGGGCUGUCGACAUGGGAAUUGGGGAGCAAUCGUUCGCCGUCCAACGAAAUGGCCAGAACGUCCUAAGUGGGACCAGUCUCAAGAAUAUUGUCGAUCACUGCAUUUGUGGCAUAUAUAAUUUCAAUGCAUACGUUGGCGUUCUGCCUCCCGGUCCUGCGGACGCACUCCAACCGGCAGGUCUUGCUCAGUUCACCUCUGGCCUGCAAGUGAGUUGUGCACCUACACCGUCUCUGGGCACGGAGACGAAUGUUAAAGGUCCAGCCGCAAUGAACACUGCUUCUCCAAAAAGCUCGCCACGAAGUACGGAACAACUAGCAAUAUCAUCAUCGAAGGCUGCGCCGCAGGGCCCUCCUACAAGGGGAACCCGGACUAUCUCAAGCCUUCAGCAGUUGUCGCCAACCAAUUGCCUACAGCCAGAUGAUGUAUGGGCCGGACAAGCUGAGAGAUAUCUGUAUUGGCUGAAUUUGAAUGCCUCCUUUGUGGUUGACGGGUUGAUCUCACAGGAUAUCCUUCACCCGACUGAAGUGCCAGGGGCCCAAGGGUCGGGCGAGGGUACAUUCUUCACGGAUGCGGACUCAACGACAAUGUACAGCUUUGGGGGAGUCAGAGGGCCAAACAACACCGAUUGUACGAAUACGGUUGGAUCAUAUAACGCUACAUCUCAAACAUGGGCCAAUAUGAGUGUUAGCGGCGGCAAUUUCAACGGCCUCGAUCGAACUUUCACCGGCUCAGCAACAACAAGUACGGCAGGGUUAGGUCUCAGUUUUGUCACCGGAGGACUUGAUGACACACCGGGGCCAAAAGGCAUGAACGUCCCACCUCUUGUCGGCGCAACCAUGCAAUACGUCCGCCUUGGCUCGAGUUAUGUGCUGAUUGCAGUGGGUGGAUAUCUUAACCAAGGAGACUAUGCUCAGCGAGACAUGGUUCAGGUCAUGGUAUACGACCUUGAUCCGCGAAGAUGGUACGUUCUCCUCGAGGAUCAGGGUGUGCCGGCUCCUGUGUCUAAGAUCAUUGGCGGCAGUCCAUCAGGUCAGGCAACAGUCAGGUGUCCUAUCAACGGCUUCAAUGAUAGUGCUCCGGAGGUGGUAUUCGGAAAGACAGUCCCAAAGUACAUGACUUCAACCCUUAAAGGAACGUCUGCGAGCACGAAUGGAACUACUACUAUCGCUGCAAAGACCUCCAAGUCAGGAAUAUCACCCGGCGUCAUUGCCGGGAUAGUUGUAGGAGCUGUCGUAGUGGUAGCGAUAUUAAGAACGGCCGUGGCCUAUCUCGUGCGGCGGCGAAGCAGGCGAGGCUCAGAUGCACUACCCGCAGAAUCUGCAGUGUCUGCAUGGGACCCAAUAUCUGCUUUUCAAACGCAUGAAGUUUCUGGUCACGACAGACCUCAAGAAAAGGACGGUGAGCAUAUCGUCGAAGCAGACACUAGUGGUAAUGUAUACGAGUUGCAGGACGUAAGAUAG
Molecule: messenger RNA, 2739 nt
Organism: Bacidia gigantensis
Lineage: Eukaryota; Fungi; Ascomycota; Lecanoromycetes; Lecanorales; Ramalinaceae
Exons: 7
Coding region: 1-2739 (912 amino acids)
Molecular function (GO): glucan endo-1,3-alpha-glucosidase activity; protein binding
Source: RefSeq, a predicted model, not a curated record